Molecule: messenger RNA, 8244 nt
Organism: Cheilinus undulatus (humphead wrasse)
Lineage: Eukaryota; Metazoa; Chordata; Actinopteri; Labriformes; Labridae
Gene: palld
Product: palladin, cytoskeletal associated protein
Exons: 26
Coding region: 755-5221 (1488 amino acids)
Source: RefSeq, a predicted model, not a curated record
UCAGUAAUAAUGUGUAUAGGUAAAUGACUGGUAAAUGCAGGAUUGAGUUUGGGAAGUGGAUUGAGGGAAAGAAACUGGAGUCACGGCGGAACCCUAAACCUACCUUAAAAAUGUUUGGAGAUUAAAAAAGCUGCGGCGAACCGCUUGUGGAGUGUAAUCCUAGCACACAUGCUAGCAUCGCUAGCAUUUGAGUGACGACAGAAGGCGGCAGUUAGCUGGUUUUUGAUGAAUCCUAGGAGCAAUUUAGUAAAAAUAAAUCGUAAUCAUUGACUUUUUUCAUGCAGCAGCGAACCUCUUAGUGAUGGAUUUUAAUCACUCCAGCUGAGGAAAAGAACAGAAGAAGAACACGCCAGAGUUAAACCGGACACACUGUAUGACAGAGGAACACAAGUCAAAACAACAGGCUACGCCCAUGUUCAGGACUGUGCUGUGAAUCAGUUAUGUCAGAACGCUGUACCACCCUAUGGCCUAUGGAUGACCUGAGAGGCGCAGACCUUCUGGGCUCUGGCUGUGUAACCUGAGCCAGGGGCCAAAUAUAGCCCUACACGAUGAGCAGUUUGGGACCGAGACAGAUGGGACAGCAGGCCACUGCAGAGGCAGUACGCAAUUGGACCCUGAACCUGAGAGAUCCUGCUGACUGUCUGACCAAUAAGGCUGCUCUUCUGGAAAGAGAAGCUUCUUUUAGGCUCUUUUUUGAAUAAACGAGACAAACCUGGAACCACUAAACCAGGAGGACAGAUAGCACACUUUAAGGAUGCAGGACGGGAGUUGGAACCAGCCACUCCCCAUCUCUCUGCUGCUGAAGGACCCAGCAGGAGGCGGGACUUUAGAAGGUGAUGGCGGGGUGUUUUCCGAGGCUUCUUCUGAUGGGGAACUGUACCUGGACUCAAUGACAGAGCUGGAUUCUGGAGAUGCGGACUUUGCGGAUCUUACUGCCUUCUUGAAUGCAGAUGAGAUCAACCUUAGCCUGGACCUGGCCCGGGAGGCCUUUGGAGAACCAUUUGAAUGUGAAGAUCCGGCCCUAUUGCAUCCUACACCCCAGGAGCAGGCUCUCCAACAUGUACCCUCUCUUCCUGUACCCCCCCAGACUUCGCAAAACCUCAGUAAAAGCCCAAACCUGCAGCACCAGACCAAAGCUCCCUGCUCAGAUGAAAAUGCACCAGUUGAUGUUUCUUCAAGCCAGCGCGCCCCCCUCAACAAACCCCUACAAAUGUCUAGUGAAGCACCUUCCUCUGCUGAGAAGGUUGUCUGCCACAAACCAGUCCAUCCAGUCUAUAAACAAGACAAACCCAGGCUCCUUCAUGAAGGCCUGGAGUUGGCGGAUCGGGCAGGGUCGGCCACAGAGUUCUGCAGCCGAGCAGCAACAUUCAUUGAGGAGCUGUCGUCUAUCUUCAAAGGUGCUGCACAGAUGGAGCCCCCUGUAGAGGAGGACUCCUCCUCUCCGGAUAGUGGCUAUCUGACUCCACGGGGCCAGCGACCAGUCCCACAAGGCUCGGUCUCUGCUCCCCCUGUGCCUCCCAGCCAACCAGAGGAGACACCGCACAGCCAUCCAGCUUUAAACCCAGAGCCUCAGCCUGUAGGUUUGACAGCGGCCACAACUUCUGCAGUGUACCAAAACUCUGGUGCCCUGACCAGAGAUGGGCCGCUGUCUCCUCCUAUUUUCCUUCAGAAGCUGAAGAGUCAGGAGGUGGCUGAAGGAAGCCCCAUCCGUCUGGAGUGCAGAGUCAGAGGAAACCCCCAGCCACUUGUCAGGUGGUUCUGUGAAGGCCGAGAGCUGCACACCUCUCCUGACAUACAGAUCUGGAGGGAUGGUGACUUGCACACGCUGGUGAUUGCUGAAGCCUUUGAGGACGACACCGGACGAUACACCUGCGUGGCUUCCAACAGUCUGGGAGCAGAUAACACCUCCGCUGAGGUUUACAUUGAAGGAGCUUCCUCAUCAGACUCAGACGGAGAAGGAGCUGCUUCAAAGUCCAAAUCAGGAAACAUGCCUCAAGUUCAGAAGAAGACAACUUCAGUGUCCCUGACGAUACGCUCGUCAUCACCCAAAACCCCAGAGGUCCUUCCACACCGCUCCACCUUAGUCCAGUCGCUGUCUCAGCCACAGCGGAUGCAGAGCCCAGUGUCACUGUCACUGUAUGGUAAUGAGGUGUCAGGUCCUCCUGUAUUCACUAAGCUGUUGCAGGAUGCCCAGGCAUCUGAGGGCCAGGUGGUGGUUCUGGAGUGCAGGGUCCGAGGAAGCCCUCCUCUCCAGGUCAGAUGGUACCGCCAGGGAGAGGAAAUCCUGGACUCUCCUGAUUUCAGGAUCCUCCAGAAAAAGCCUCGGUCUGCAGCUGAACCAGAGGAGAUCUGCACCCUGGUGAUAGCUGAGGCCUUCCCAGAGGAUGGAGGCCUGUUCUGCUGCACGGCCUCCAACCCGUAUGGCUCUUUGAAAAGCACAGCCCAUCUAACCGUUACUGCAGCAUCCGAGGACUCAUCCAGUAAUGGGAUGUCUGGAGAUAGCUCAGGAUUUGAAGAUGCAGCAGCCUUCCCCCCACCUCCCCCACCCACAGAAAUCAGCCUCCUGGAGCUGCCACCCAAGACUCUGCCUCCUAACGGGAAUGAGCCUUUCCAAAUCAAGGAGCUGGAGAUCUGGCCCAGUGUUUCAGCCCUGCCUCCUGUGCAGAUGAGCUCAGAGGUUGAGGAUAAAGGAAAGGGAUCCUUACAGAAUGGGCAACCCACAAAUCCACCAGCAACACCACCAAGCCCGCCUAAAGUUUCCACACCACCGCCUCCACCACCCCCACCACCCCCACCACAGCCUGAUCCAGUGACAGAUGUCCCAGUCCCAGUCCAAAGUCCAGCCAAGGUGGCACCAGACGCACCUCCAUCCCCAGGCAAGCUGUCUCCCUCUCCUGGGAAAGAAGGUCCCCCGCUGCCUACCAAGCCUAAACCAAAGCUAGCUGGGGGUAUAGAGGAGGAGACAGAAAAUUACAGGAACGCCUCCCAGCUGAAGCAGCUGCAGGACCAGAUUCUAUUGGAGCAGCAGGAAGCAGCCAUCUGGCAGCAACAGCAGCAGCAACAAGAGCAGCAGAACCAGGACGUCCCACCUCCACCUCAGCAGCCACCUCAAGAAGAGCUUCCACCUGCUCCCCCGUCUCCACCUCUCCCCCCUCCUCCCUCUUUCCAGGAGCUGGAGAGCAGCGCCACCAUGCAGGCCAGCACCUUCAACUACGCCCGGCCCAAGCAGUUCAUCGCUGCUCAGAGCCCCGGCAUCGGAUCGGGCUUCAUCACCCCGUCCUCUGGCUCCUCUGGGUCCAGCUUGUCCUCCCCCUUGUCUCCCCCUGCCUCACACAAGCCCUUCAGCAGGGUCACUGUGCCUCCCUUCACCAAGGCCAGCAGUGUGGAGUCCCCUAGCUCUCCUUCCUUCCCGCCACCGCCUCCACCCUUCCUCAGCAGUAACCUAUCCUCUCCAUCAGGCCCAGCCCAAGACUUCCCUCUCCCUCCUCCUCCUCCCCCUCUGCCUGUCUCCAUGUCUCCAGCUCACUCAGAUAUGUCCUCGCCCUUCUCCUCUGUCCCACCCUCUCCUGCCUCCAGCUUCCUCUCCUCAGUGCUGCCCUCCACACCCUCCACACCCCCCACACCUGGCAGCCCCAUAGUCAACGCUCUGGGCCUCCCCAAAGGCAACGGGACUGUCAAAGCUUUCCCUAAGAAGUCCUCAGUGACCAGGACGCCUCGCAUCGCGUCUGACUCUGACAUCCAGGGAUCCAAGGAUGCUGUCAUCCAGGACUUGGAGAGAAAGUUGCGCUUUAAGGAGGAGCGCAUGAGCAACGGUCAACAGAGGUUAACCUAUGAGGAGAAGAUGGCUCGCAGACUGCUGGGUGCUGACAACGCUGCCACAGUCUUAAACACACAGGACACAGAGGAGGAGCCAGUCACACAGGAACACAGGUCGUCUGAAAGACAGUCUUUCCCUCAAAAGGAAUACAAAGUUUCCAGCUUCGAGCAGCGACUGAUCAGUGAGAUUGAAUUCCGUCUGGAGCGUUCUCCAGUGGAGGAAUCAGACGACGAUGUUCAGCACGAUGAAGACUCUGCCACCCAUGGGGUGGUGCCAUCCUUUGACCAGAAGCUCAAACACUACAAAGUCUUUGAGGGAAUGCCAGUCACCUUCUCCUGCAAAGUUCAUGGAGACCCCAAACCAAAGGUGUACUGGUUUAAAGAUGGCAAGCAGAUCUCCAAGAGGAGUGAACACUACAGGAUCAGCCGUGACGCUGAUGGAACUUGCUCCCUGCACACCGCUGCAGCCUCGCUGGAUGAUGACGGCAACUACACAAUCAUGGCAGGCAACCCCGAGGGCAGAGUGAGCUGCACUGGCAGGAUGAUGGUCCAGGCUGUGAACCAGCGAGGCCGAAGCCAACGCUCCACACCUGGACAUAUGCGCAGACCCAGAUCCAGAUCCAGAGACAGUGGUGACGAGAACGAUAACAUCCAGGAGCGUCACUUCCGCCCUCACUUCCUGCAGGCGCCAGGUGACCUCAUCGUCCAGGAGGGCCGACUGUGCAGGAUGGACUGCAAGGUGAGCGGCCUUCCUACCCCUGAUCUCAUCUGGCAGCUGAAUGGACAGACCAUCCGCCCAGACUCUGCCCACAAGAUGCUGGUGAGGGAGAACGGUGUGCACUCACUGGUCAUCGAGCCUGUGACAAGCCGUGAUGCAGGCAUUUACACCUGCAUUGCAAGCAACAGAGCUGGGCAGAACUCCUUCAACCUGGAGCUCAUUGUAGCAGCCAAAGAGAUGCACAAAGCCCCUUCGUUUGUGGAGAAGCUGCAGAACACAAGUGUGGCCGAGGGUCAUCCUGUUCGACUGGAGUGCCGGGUUGCAGGCGUCCCCUACCCACAGAUCUUCUGGAAGAAGGAGAAUGAGUCUUUCACUCACAACACAGACAGAAUCAGCAUGCACCAGGACAACUGUGGCUACCUGUGUAUGAUCAUUCAGCCUGCUAUGAAAGAAGACGCUGGCUGGUACACCGUGUCAGCCAAGAAUGACGCAGGCAUUGUGUCGAGCACUGCACGUCUUGAUGUUCACACUCAGUGGCAGCAGCCCAACCUUCCAAAGCCCAAGAAGGUGCGUCCCUCCACCAGCCGCUACGCCGCACUGACAGAGAGAGGCCUGGAUGUGAAGGCCGCCUUCUUCCCAGACUCCAGCCCGCUGCCAGGCGGCCUGGUGGAAAGUGACGACCUGUAGAGACCACAUGAUGGCACAAAGAUUGCAACGUUAACCCACAAAGAAUGCCUGAAUGCUGCCCAAUCGCUCUGACUCUGUCCGACUGAAGGACUCAGAACUAAAGGGUGGGCGAAGUGAGCUGGUGCAGCCGUGGAUUUCAUAUGUUUUAUAGUCUGAAACAGCCCAGUGUAUUACAGAAUUCAUCCAAAUGUUCCCGCAAGCUUCAUUUAUCAACUGGACCUGCAGCGAUCGACAAGGAGAGACUGCUCAGAAACUCACAUGAGACUCUGUUUGCAAAGGAUUGUCUUUUUAAGUGCCUUUCAUGUCUGUAAAGAUUUAAACAGGUUUAGAAAUAAAACAAAGAUUUACUAUGCAUGUUUAAGUGGUGCCAUUUGAAAUACACAGAGUAAACCUGUAUCUAUAUGUAGAGCCUUGCUCAUCCGUCUUUAAAGGAAUGACUCAAAGCAUGGAGGCUUUGACGAAGGAGAACACAAACGUGUUACUAUGUGGGCUUGUGUAGCACAGUGUUGAUAUCUACAGUAUCUGAUUAGUUAUCAUUGAUUAGCUGACCGACAUUGGGAAAGGCCGGGCCUUAAAAUAACUUCUUUUUUCAAUGGAGGAAAAAGAGUUUGGAGAAAGAACGCUCAUAGAUGGAUGUGGAAUCAGGAAAGGUUAAAAGGGGUUUUGGUAUUUCUAAACUGGGCCUGAAUAACAUAUUUUAGGAUCUAAAUGACAAAUAGAUGCUGAUUUUUUUGAAUGCUCCAGUAGAUUUUCUCUGCCAGAGUGCUGAUGUGUUGUACUUUAUCUUCUGUUAGUAGAGGUAGGCACAGUUUCAAUCUGUGAACAAAUACAUUAUCUUGAAUAAUUAAUCCAUUGAUUCGAGUUAUCCUAUCGUUAAAACCUGUUUAGUGUCUGACGGGCCAUCUGUUGUGCUGCUGGGAAUGACUUCACACCCAAGUUGACCAUGUUCCAGUUGUUGGUAACUCAGAGUCCUGAAGCUCCUUUGAGUGUCCGAGUCAGAAUUUCGACUUCAGGAUGACAUAUCUGACUUGACCACUCUUCUGUGCUCUUGUAAUGAUAAUAUUCCAACAAAAACAGUUCUGCUGCAGCAGACUGAGUCCAAACUUAGUAAAAAUUAAAUCCUAGCAUCCAUAAAGAUCCACGGAUGGCUUCAAAUCUAAAUUUAGUAAAAACGUUUUUGAUAUAUAACCAGUCCUCACUCUAGAGGGUCUCUUUUAGUUUGUAACUCAGUGGUUUUAAACUUUUUUCACCCAAGGCACACCUGAGAUCAAGUUAAAAGCUUAAGGCACACCAUAUCUAUUACCAUGCAAAGUAGCCUCUUUAAUUCUUGUUGAGUUAGGAACACUCUUACCAUUUUAUUCCAAAAUGGAUAUACAGUUUUACUUUGCAGAGAAGGCUCUGCUCAAAAGAUACUCCCUGCUUUGAAUUUCCAGGGGGCGGAUGGCUAGAAACUCCCAUAUGGAUGGAUACAUUAAUGACAAUGUGUUUUGAAAACAAUGAAAUUAUUUUAGAAGCAAUUAAUCCAUAGUAGCAUGAAUCUGAGUAUGAGGGUACAACAAGCUUCAGGCUAUGAAGGAGGGGGCUGGGGUGGAGGAGGUGAAGCUUUGCCAGCAGCAGCAGAGUGGUGCAUCAGCAAUAAUGCAAGCAGGGAUUAGUGAGAGGUAUGUUAUAUUUAAAAACACUGCUGUGUCGAAAGAAAGAGCUCUGAUUGGCUGUGGAUUGGCAUUUGCGGGAUUAACGGACAACAGAUGUGUGCCCAGCUCUGGUGGUUAGCUUUUAAUGCACUUAACUCAGGGAUGCAGCAGCUCCUCUGUUCUUUCAGGUGAAAUUACUUCUUUUGUCAUUAAAGUUGGAUAGCUUUUAAGAGAGUGAUACCACGGCUGCUUUCUCUUAGUGCUAAUUUUAAAAAACUAUCACUUCAGGGAUCCUGUCUGUGAUGUUGUCACAGUCUUAGAAUAACAAUCUAAGCGUUUUUGUUGCAAAAUCAGACAUUUAAUGUGGAUUUUCUUUGAUUUGGUACCCCUAAGAGCAAUAGCUACUCAUUUGAGGGUUUUUUCUACAUUUUUUUGGUACUUUUUUCCCUUUAUGACACAGGACAGGUGAACAGAGACAGGAAAUAUGGAGAGAGAAAUUGGGGAAAGAUGUGCAGAAGAAUUAAGAUUUAUUCCUGCAGACAGUGUGUGGAGGACUAGCUCAACUGGUGCCCAACUGAAGCAGUUAAAUGACACAAGGCAUUCACUUGCAUUAGUAAUGCAGAUCCUAAAAUAAGCAAAAAAAAAAAAAAAAAAAAAGAGGCUCAGUUUUGUAAAUACCAGAAUGUUCCCCUUUGAACAGUUGGAUCAAGCAUACAGGGAGUGGCAGAGAAAAGUAGAUUUUUGUGACAGUUGACAUUUAGGUGGUGAAUAAACAUGAGAUCGAGGGAUGUAAGUGACUGGCAGUGGUGAGAAGAAAGUGACAGCUUGGAAAACUUUGGUGAUUUUGGGUAAUUUUUGCAAUUUUCUUUCUUUGGCGGUUUAUUUUCAAAGUUUGAAUUGAAAUAUUCUCACUGAGAGAGGGUGCUGUGAAAGGUUUCAGUGUUUUUGUCUCACAGACGUCACAGAUUGUCCAUUUUAUUUUUGUAUGAAAGAAAAAGACUCCCUGCAAUCAUGGCAUAACGGCGACCUUUUGUUCACUGAUGAAACAAUCUCUGUAUUAUAAAUAUAUUCACAGCCUUAAUCACUCUUAGGUUUAUGCAAACACAAUUUUCUUUGCAUGUUAUUUUUGGACACUUGUACAGUGCCAAACCGGAUGUAUAAAAACAACUUUACUCUCUCUUUAAGCUGGCGAAACAUUAAGAAUAAGGUAUAUUUAUAUCCAGUAUUUUCAUCACCUUUGUAAUACUCAACAAAGUGGACGUCUUUUCUGUCUCGCAUCAGCUGACAGCCUCUGUGUUUGCACAUUUCUAUGCCAAUCAAUGCCUGUAUAUGGAUUGUUCUCCUGAUAUUAUUUUAGGUUAUGAAAGUUAAUAAAAGUCUUCAGAGACA